GCUCCCAGUGCGUGUGACCCUCGAUACGCGUCAGAACUUGUUCCCCCCCACACACCUACACAUGUAAUCAUCUCCUCUGCUGUAACCCUCUUUAUAUAUCCGCUUGUGCAAGCACAAACAACGCAAAUUGACGUGGCCCAUUGAGCUCUCCACAUUUCUUAUAGUUUGCUUAUAUUGACCUACACACAUCUAUAUACUUGUGCACCAUACACUUCUGAGGAUAUCCAGUUACCGCGUUUUGUGACGUCUUCAUUUUUUGUUCUCCGCAAGUCAGUUCUCGAGUUUCGCAGUUACUUUUGCGCUUGUACAGCUCUUCCGUUUCGCUUCCUUUUUCUCUGUGGUCACCUAAUACUGCUGCUGUCGCUCUUCUCUUUUUUUUUAGUUACUUCUCUCUUUCCUGUGGAAACUCCUCCAAAAGCAAACAUCCUUCGCAUCUUCACGUCAAGCCGCCACUGCGUGGUAGUGUCACUUUUUGGAAUUCAAAGUGAGCCAUUCAUAUUACUGUUAUUGUUUUUCCCCUGAUAACUACCGCAAGUAGAAAGUGCGAAAGAAGCGAAGGGAAUUGCGCUACAGGUCCUCUUUUUUUUUCUUCUCUUUCUUGUUUAUAUUUCGUCUCUUCGAUAUGUCUGGCGAAAUGAAAAUUUUGAAGCCCAAGACGGUGCUUGACGACCGCCCUGACGAGGUCCGCAAGCCGGUCAAGUUGAUUCUCCUGGGCGAUAGCGCCGUCGGUAAAUCGAAGCUGGUGGAGCGGUUCCUCAUGCAGCGCUACGUGCCAGUGCAGAUGUCCACCUACGCCCUCACGCUCUACCGCUACGACUUCAUCGCGGAUGAUAAUGAGGAGGUCGAUGUGGAUAUUUGGGACACGGCAGGGCAGGAACGCUUUGCCACGGUGCACCCCAGCUACUACCACGAGGCCCACGCCUGCAUUCUCGUCUUCGACAGCACCCGGAAGGCCACCUACAAGAAUUUAGAAAAGUGGCUGGCAGAGAUGCGCAACUACCGCGAGCACAUCCCGUGCAUCGUCGCGUGCAACAAAAUCGAUGUCGAUCCUACAGUGACGAGCAAGAGUUUUGCCUUCGCGACCAAGUACAAUUUUCCGUUGUACUACGUCUCGGCGGCAGAUGGCACGAAUGUGGUGCAGCUGUUCGAAAGUGCCAUCUCGACAGCGGCCGCCUACAAGAAGAAUCCGUCCAAGGAUGAUUACAUGGCGCACAUCAUCGAUAUGCUGAAGGAUGACAAGAGCAAGCCGGUGCCUGCAUCGUCGUGA
Molecule: messenger RNA, 1267 nt
Organism: Leptomonas pyrrhocoris
Lineage: Eukaryota; Euglenozoa; Kinetoplastea; Trypanosomatida; Trypanosomatidae
Product: putative rab11B GTPase
Exons: 1
Coding region: 623-1267 (214 amino acids)
Cellular component (GO): Golgi apparatus; endosome
Molecular function (GO): GTPase activity; GTP binding
Source: RefSeq, a predicted model, not a curated record